AUGUCCCGUCGCAAGCAGGUGAACCCGCAGCACUUAUCCUUGACGCACAGGGAGACGGUACAAGCAGAAGCCAAUCAUGACCCAGGAGCGGCGUCGCCUUCCUCGUCCCCCGCGUCCUCCAGCUCCAGCCCGCGCAGGACGGGUCCCGGUGAACACGACCUGCUAACAUGCGGCCAGUGUCAGACCCACUUCCCUCUGGGAGACAUCCUGGUCUUCAUCGAGCACAAGCGGCGUCUGUGCAGGGGGCUCAGGAGUCCAGCCGGGUCCUACUCCAAACCAGGGGAGAAUGGAGGGACCAACGGCCUGGCCAUCUCCCCCCGUGGCCGAGUGCUGGACCUGGGCAGGGGGCCGGUGGAGGUGGGCAUCCAGGUGUCACCGGGAGGACAAGAGGACAUGGAGAGGAGGCUGACUCCGGCUAAAGGCAUCUGCCCCAAACAGGAGAGAGGAGAUAAAGAUGAGCCGUCCAGCUACAUCUGCACGUCGUGUAAGCAGACCUUCACCAGCGCCUGGUUCCUGCUGCAGCAUGCUCAGAACACCCACGGAAUCCGCAUCUACCUGGACCACCACAUGGCCCUCACCCCUCGCAUGGCUCUCCCCCCUCCUCCGGGUGUGGAAGCCCUGCCCCGCUCUCCUCUUCCCACCUUUCUCGGAGACACAUCCAACCCAUUCCACCUCCUGCGCAUGGCUGCACCCCUCCUCAGGGAACACCCCCCUCCCCCGGGGUACAUGGAGACAAGGCUGCCGGCUACGCCACCUUUCGUCAGCCCACCUCCUCCCCCGAGACCUCCCCUCGAGCGGCUGGGCCCAGAAGAGAUGGGGCUGCUGUCCCAGCACCCCAGUGCCUUUGAGAGGGUGAUGCGAAUGGCCCCCAUGGACCCCCCCUCAAUGGACUUCUCAAGGCGUCUGAGGGAGCUGGCAGGAAACACCAACAAUGGCGGGCCCACCCCUCCCCUCUCUCCUAAUCGAGUGCCACCCAUGCAUCGCCUGCUGAGUCCCACCCUAUUCCAGCCAGGGUCUAAGCCCCCCGCCUUUCUCACCUAUGCCCCGCAGCCUCCAACCUCGCAGGGCAGCCACAACUCCACCAGCCCAUCUGAUGCCCAGAACCAAGGCCAGGACGCAGCCACACCGGAGAGCGGCCGUACAAGUGUCAUCUCUGUGACCAUGCGUGCUCCCAGGCCAGCAAGCUCAAGAGGCACAUGA
Molecule: messenger RNA, 1200 nt
Organism: Knipowitschia caucasica
Lineage: Eukaryota; Metazoa; Chordata; Actinopteri; Gobiiformes; Gobiidae
Source: the annotation of a GenBank genome assembly